Staurois parvus is the source of this 315-nucleotide messenger RNA. The record is from the annotation of a GenBank genome assembly. NCBI's taxonomy places the organism in Eukaryota, Metazoa, Chordata, Amphibia, Anura, Ranidae.
AUGUAUGUAAAAUGGUUUGAUACAGCAAUGUUUUACUAUGUGAUUUUAGUGUAUUUAGUGAAUGUCACUUUUUGUCAUUUUCAAAUUUCCUGCCAGUUCCGUCCCCCGUACGUCCCGACAUCGCAGGGGAUGGAACCCCGAAUACAGAUGCUGGCAUCCGCCGGAGGACAUUACAGGGGACACUGCAGGAGGGACAUUGUGGGAGCGCAGGACAAGGUAAGAGAAGAACAGAUCCCGGAAGAGUGCCCUAUGGUAAGCCCGAGUGUAGCUCGGGGUUACCACUUUUGCUACACUCUGGAAAACCGCCAGGGAGGU